AUGGACAUCGCCGUUUCGGUGUCGCACGUAGUUGAUUGCCCCGACUCCUCCUGGCCGUCCGACGUCCUCGACGCCGAGAAGCAGCGGAUCGUCCAGAAAAAGAAGGAGCAACUUUUUGCAUUAUUGGAGGAGGAGCCGGAGAUGCAUCAUUUAUACAGUUCGGACUGCGAUGUCUUGCGGAGUCGAGCAACCCUUGGCAUUUCCCAGAUCCAAAUCCCGCUUGCCUGGAAUGGCGAGCAACAUUUCGCAAAAGGAGAAAGCAGGACCUAUUCCAUGUUUUAUACGGUCCAAACGAAGUCGGGGUUGUUUGAGAGCAAGAUAAUUGCCAAUAUCAAUCGCCUCGAUACGGAUGUGGCGUUUCCGGAAUCGUUUGUUUUCCAAAAUGAGGCCGACGAUUUUUGCAUCGAGCUGUGCGUGUAUGCGGCGAGAACGGAUGCCGGAAAUGAUAAUUCCGGGAGUCUGCGGCAGCGGAUAAGCAGAAGUUUUGGCAAGAAGUUUGGCCUGCAGGUGAAAUCGCAACUCCAAGACCAAAGGCGGCAGAUCCCGGAAACGAUUGGAGGGACCGAUCUUGCCGGCCCACCCCUCUACGGGCAUGUCCUUUGUCGCCUCGUCUGUUUACCCCAUUCAGUUUUGCAUCCCUUGGCAGACGGAAUUUUGACGGUGCGCCCCAAGCAUAGCGACAGCGUUUUUCAACACGUUCGCUGCCGAUUACAGGCUGGUGUCCUACGGUGCUUUGUAAAUAAUGACGUCCGGCUGAAACCUGGAAAUGAGCAAACCCUACAUCGCAUUGUCAUCACCCCAGGUUCCCGCGUGACCCCGUGUAAUUUGGACGAUUCGGUGGUGCUGCUCAUCGAGCCGACGACAGACAGCCCAAUGUUGCAAUACAUUUUGACCAGCGACUCAAAACACAUUGCCGACAGUUGGGCCACGGCCAUUGAGCAUCAGCUGAAUGAUGCGAUCAUCUGGGGCGAGUUUGCCUACGUGCACACGAGACUCUCGCUGAAUCGACCGAGGGAAGCAAUUGAUGGAACGAUCCCGAGGGAUAGAUCUUCAAGGCUGUAUGAUACGAUUAAUAUUAGUGGAUCGCUGAGCAAGGCUUUCAUGGGCUCCACUGGCUACAACUCUGGACUCCCGAUCGGUCUCCGAAAAGCUCUCGCCGAUCAGAACGGGGGUGCUCGAACGGCUCCUGCACCCAAGAAGAACCGGAUCCGGACGAACGUCAAGGAAAUCUUUAAGGAUCAACCCCCUACCCGAGGAGCCGCAGCAAAACAAAGUGUCUUCUUCAAAAGGAAUGUCAGGUGCUUCGACGUCCCACGCUGGAAAAUCCUGGUGGAAAAGCUGAGAAUCGGCAUUCGUGGA
This is a messenger RNA of Mesorhabditis spiculigera, 1359 nucleotides long. The record is from the annotation of a GenBank genome assembly. NCBI's taxonomy places the organism in Eukaryota, Metazoa, Nematoda, Chromadorea, Rhabditida, Rhabditidae.